Messenger RNA from Lolium rigidum, 817 nucleotides. RefSeq lists its product as uncharacterized. The transcript has 3 exons. Lineage: Eukaryota; Viridiplantae; Streptophyta; Magnoliopsida; Poales; Poaceae. Bases 59 to 601 code for a protein of 180 amino acids. The record is from RefSeq and is a predicted model, not a curated record.
CGGACGCGGACGGUGGAACGGCGGCGGAGGUGGAGGUCGUGGCGGUCGUGGACACUUCAUGACAAGAGAUCAAGCAAAACGUCUUGUCCAGCAAGAGAACCUGCGGUUUCGUCUACCUGCGCAAGCAACUGUUGGAGCGUUGCCUGUUUUCCAAAUCCCAGCGCAGUUGACUCCUCCGGCACUUCAGCUGUACAGCAAUGCAAGAAGGUUAUAUAAUCUACAGACCUACCAAUUGAAACUUGAUGUUCAACUUCCUGGUGGUGUGGUCCAAGUUCCAGUUACCCCUGCGCAUAUACUUAAGCUUGAGGAUAUGCGCCACUUCCUUGUGCAGAUUAGGGGUGGUGACAGCAUAGUUCGCAUCGCCGUGGAUGAAACUAAUGGGUACUCUGUUGCAUUUCAAGAAGUGCGUGACACUGACAUUGACCUCAAUAUUGUUCCAUGGUGUCAAUUGAAAGAUUCAGGACAUCUGCCUUCGAAGUUUCUUUCUAAUAUUUUGAUUGAUUAUGAUGUUUCCUACACACUUGGGUUAGUAUCUAACUCUCUGUUGUUAUCAUCAAUGGUCCCUUUGUAUGUUUUGUAUUGUACUGUGUCCUCAUCUUGACAGUUAGAAGUAGAUGUGAUUUUAUUUGAUGCAAGAUUUGAUGUGGCCAUGUAUUAGAGGAUCAUGUAGUUCAUGUUGAACAUGUACUGUAACCUGUAGGUGACAAUUGAUAAAAGACAGUAGUUUGCAGGGUAAAAAAAAGUCAGUAGUUUGUACUUUUCAUGUUUAACUGAAUUUUAGCACUACGUGCAUUCAGAAAAGGUGUAAUUUUAUAUC